This is a messenger RNA of Sebastes umbrosus (honeycomb rockfish), 2464 nucleotides long. It is a transcript of the gene fli1rs, whose product is annotated as Fli-1 proto-oncogene, ETS transcription factor-related sequence. The transcript has 10 exons. Gene Ontology annotation, cellular component: nucleus. Gene Ontology annotation, biological process: cell differentiation; regulation of transcription by RNA polymerase II. Lineage: Eukaryota; Metazoa; Chordata; Actinopteri; Perciformes; Sebastidae. Bases 1 to 1452 code for a protein of 483 amino acids. The record is from RefSeq and is a predicted model, not a curated record. Gene Ontology annotation, molecular function: sequence-specific DNA binding; DNA-binding transcription factor activity, RNA polymerase II-specific.
AUGGACUGUACGAUAAAGGAAGCGCUGUCCGUGGUGAGUGAGGAUCAGCCCAUAUUCGAGCCGCCCUACGCCGCAGUGCACAUGAAGGCCGAGAUGACGUCGCCCGGCGGGUUCAGCCAGGCCUCCAAGCAGAGUCCCGAGUCCACCGAGCCUGAGUGGGUGGGGUCAGCGGCGCAAAACCCUGGGAAAAGAGGCGAACACGUCAAUGGAACCAGCCGUGAGUCUCCCGUGGACUGCAGCGUCACCAAGCGUUCCAGACACAUGAGCAACGACGGGGCCCCGAUGUCGUACCAGGCCUCGUACCCGGAGCCUCGCGUCAGCCCCCAGACGGCCACCCCGCCCAGCAGCGCCACAGAGGAGAAGAGGGUCAUCGUGCCGGCAGAUCCAGAGGUUUGGACACAGGACCACGUGCGGCAGUGGCUGGACUGGGCCAUCAAGGAGUACGUCCUGGAGGAGGUGGACGUCAUGCUCUUCCAAGCGCUGGACGGCAAGGCCCUUUGCAAGAUGACCAAGGAGGACAUGAUGCGUCUCACGUCGGCCUACAACGCAGACAUCCUGCUCUCGCACCUCAGUUACCUCCGACAGAGUAGCCCUACAUUCUCGUACUCCACAACUCCCACCAACACCACGCCACCACAACAACCCAGACUACAGGUGAAAGCAGAGAGCGGUUUUGAUGAGAUCAGCUGCAGGAACAGCUGGCCGGCAAACACCAUGAGUGCAGUGCCAAAAGGUCCCUCCAUGGAGCACCAACACAGCUCAAGAGUUACAGAGCCUGCUCCAAGAAUUGUGCAAGACCCGUAUCAGACAUUAGGGCCCAUUUGCAGUCGACUAGCCAACCCAGAAGGCCAAGCCCUCAGCUCAUCCAAGAACCGAACAGGCAAACAAAGUCCAUACAAGCUGCCUGACCCCAGCGCUCACAGGCCUGUGGGUUCGGGUCAGAUCCAGCUGUGGCAGUUCCUGCUGGAGCUGCUGCAGGACACCAACAACCACACCAUCAUCACCUGGGAGGGCACCAACGGUGAGUUCAAGAUGACCGACCCGGACGAGGUGGCCAAGCGCUGGGGCGAACGCAAGAGCAAGCCCAACAUGAACUACGACAAGCUGAGCCGCGCUCUGCGCUACUACUACGACAAGAACAUCAUGACUAAGGUGCACGGCAAGCGCUACGCCUACAAGUUUGACUUCCAAGGCAUCUCGCAGGCGCACCAGAAUCAUGCAGAAGGAGGGAUUGUUAAGUACCAGACUGAGAUGUCUUACGUCCAGCCCUACCACAGUCACCAGCCCAAAAUGAACUUCAUGGGUGGCCACCCUACACCUAUGCCCGUCUCCCCAGGCCAAUAUUUCAGCCCUCAGUCAACGUACUGGAACUCACCCAACAGCCCCAUCUAUCCUGGGUCAGCCAUGACCAGACAUCCCGCCACCCACUCCCACCUGACCUCGUACUACUGAGGACGAUGCAUGUCACAGCUGAACGAGAUAACCCGAGAGAGGAAACCAUACGUGAUAGAAAACACAUUCACUCCAUCCAGGAAGCACCUGAGCUGAAUCCUGUCUGAAAUGAAGGUGACAUGACGCAACGGUCUGUUUUUAAAAGGGCAUUAUGAUGUUGGCUUAAGUCACAUUCCUUCUUAUAAAUGGACAAAACGUGAGGGUUAAUUAACUGGGAGUAAUGGAAAGGAUUGGUAUUGUACUCUUCCCAAGAUUUUUAUGAAUAUACUGAUGACACACUGUAUUAACGGUUAUUCAGAUGUUAUGAAACCAAGUUUAUUUUGUAAGUAGCAUGAUUUGUAACUGUUGUAAAGACCAAAUUUAAAGUCUUAAACUGUGUGAGUAGCAUAACGGUUUUGAAACUGUUCUUUUCACUCCAUAGGUCGAAACUGCAGUUAUCACAUUCAAUGACCUGACAUUUGUAAAAGAGAAAUUGUACAGAAUGACGGUUAUGUAGCAAUAUAACAUUUACUCAUGAUGUAAAGCUAAUAAAUGAUGCUUGUAUCUUACAAUUGGCUCCUGAGAGUUUUAUCAUUUACAAAUUAUGUACAGAAACGUGUCUUUUUGUUAACUGACAAAAUGCUUUACAAGUUUGCAUCGUGUUAGACAUGCGCUUUUUCCGCUUUCUUGCUCAGAGUUAGAAGAUCGGUACCACUCUUAUAUUUGUCUGCUUAAUAAUAAGCUACAGCCAGAAUCAGGUUAGUUUAGCAGAAACACUACAAACAAAAGGGAAACAGCUAGUGUGACCCUGAUCAAAAUAACUUCUAAAGCUCACUAAUUAACAUAUUAUCUCUAGUUUGUUUAAAGUUAGGGCACAAAUGCCCUGAGCAGGGAGUUUCGGUUUUGAUUCCCGGCUGGCCGGACCGUUUGCUGCAUGCCAUUCCCCUGCUCUCUUUUUCCACAUGUCCUGUCUCUCUCCGCUAUCUCGCUAUCAAAUAAAAGCAUGUAAUGCCCAAAAUAUAAUCUAAAAAAA